Molecule: messenger RNA, 6555 nt
Organism: Spodoptera littoralis (African cotton leafworm)
Lineage: Eukaryota; Metazoa; Arthropoda; Insecta; Lepidoptera; Noctuidae
Source: the annotation of a GenBank genome assembly
AUGAUCGAAUUACCUCGGAUCACCAGAGCUCUUCGUGCACACACUCAACUCGAUAAGCCACGAUGUUUGAAGCCGAUCAUAGACCCUACAAAAUCUUUACAACUGAAGAAGAAAAAUUUACAAAGGUUCAAAUCCUACACAGAUAUUUACAAUUAUGUGAAACAAAACGAGCCCGAAUCAACAGAAAUAUUGAAACUCUUUCCGCAACUAAAAGAAGCAUGCAAGCUUCUCACGGGAGACCAGUCAGAUGAAAUCAUUAAAGAUGCUGCGGUUCUAACAUUGAGAAUGUUCCUGGAUCAAGAUAUUGUAAUGCUGAAGCAUAUGUCACAGCUUAGGCAAACUUUUGGAACUGUGCUCUCUGCGACGGCUAAUAAGAUUUGUGAGAUCGUAACAAAAAUAUCUGAGCAACUAUCUGACAAUACAAAGGACUACAUAAGGACGGAGGAAGCUGAAUCCAAUAAAGAGAACCUCAAAUUAUGGGGAGAUCACAUCCAGUGUCAUUACGUUCCUUACAAACCCGUGAAGAAACCACUUGCCAAGUUGACGAGUAAACCUGCUACUGCAAGUGCCUUCGUUACAGAUUUUUCUAUGAAAUAUGAUAGUGCAAGUCAGGCUAAAGCGAUUGCAGGACCUUCUAAAGUGCCUGCACCUGUACUGGAGUCUAAAUACGGCAAAACCUGGUUAGAAACUAAAGUAAAGGAACAAUAUGAAAAUGCAGCUGGGAUCUCAAGUGCGGACAUACUUCAGUCCAUAAUCACAUUACUGAACUCUCCACGGACUAAUGACGAAAUGCAAAAUGAUCUCUUUGAGUUACUUGGCUUUGAUAAGUUCGAGUUCAUACUGGAUAUACUGGAACAUAGGCAGGAUAUCAUCAAUAGUUUGAAGGCACCUCCGGCUGGUCCUACCUUGUCUGAGAUUGCAGCAAUACUCCCUGAAAACAAAAUGCCGCAGUAUCUAUGCCAAGUGUCAGUGUUGUCUGAACAGGAGAAGAUGUUAGCAAAAAUAGUGAGAAAAGAAGAGAAGAAAGCAAAGAACAGAAGGAUUGAAGAAGAUGAUGAUGAACAGGAGAUUAAUAUUUCUCAGAUGAGAGCUAGAAGAUUGGCAGAGUUAUCAAAACCAGUGGUACCAUUUUCUACAUCAUCACGGUCAAGCAAUAUAGACCCCAUUCUCCAAAAGAUAUCAUAUUUCCAAACUAAAGUGCAGUAUCCGAAUGUGUAUGACUCGUCUAUCAAUGCUAAAAAUUCAGCCGGAUUCGUGUCAGGCCUCAAACUGAUACUACCGGAGAAUGCAGUAAGGAAAGAUACCAAAGAAAUGGAAGAAGUCAUCAUUCCUAAGAAUGACCCUCCACCUCUAACAGUUGGAAACCAGCGCGUACCCGUAGCUGAAUUGGAUGAGAUCGGUCAAAUGGCCUUCGAGAAUAUAAAAGAACUGAACAGGAUUCAAUCAGUGGUAUUCCAGACAGCUUACAACACAAAUGAAAACUUAUUAAUCUGUGCCCCCACUGGGGCGGGUAAGACGAACAUUGCCUUACUAACUGUGGUACAUCAGAUCAAACAACAUAUUGAGAACAAUGUUAUUAUGAAGAAUAAAUUUAAGAUAAUCUACAUAGCUCCAAUGAAGGCGUUGGCAUCGGAAAUGACGGCGUCCUUCGGCCGUCGUCUCAAAGGGCUUGGUAUUCUAGUGAGGGAACUGACAGGAGAUAUGAAGUUGACCAAAUCUGAAGUACAACAGACGCAGAUGAUUGUCACUACUCCUGAGAAGUGGGAUGUUGUAACCAGGAAGGGAGCCACCGACACGGAACUAGCAUCAAUAGUAAAACUUAUAAUUAUCGACGAAGUUCACUUGUUGCACGGCGAUAGAGGUCCGAUUGUCGAGGCGAUUGUUGCAAGAACGCUGCGACAAGUCGAGUCGACGCAGAACAUGAUACGCAUAGUCGGACUGUCUGCUACACUGCCCAACUAUGUGGAUGUGGCUAGGUUCUUACGAGUGAAUCCCAACAUCGGUUUAUUUUACUUCGACUCCCGGUUCCGUCCAGUGCCAUUGGAACAACAGUUCAUUGGUGUUAAGGAAACUGGCAGCGGCGGAGGAAUGCAUCUUAGAACGAUACAAACUAUGAACGAGAUAUGCUACGACAAAGCAGUAGACAUGGUACAAAAAGGCCACCAAGUAAUGGUAUUCGUGCAUGCGCGUAACGCAACGCAUCAAACGGCUAUGGUCCUUAAAGAAAUAGCCCAGAAGAAGGGACAUUUGAAACAUUUUGAGCCAGAAGAUACAGGCGCUUUCCUUAAAGCCAAGAAGUCUAUAAGUAGCAGCCCUAAUAAGCAGCUUGGUGAACUGUUCGCUAGUGGAUUCGCUUGUCAUCAUGCUGGUAUGCUGAGGAGUGAUCGAAACAUGGUCGAAAAAUACUUUGCGGAAGGUUUUAUAAAAGUACUAGUUUGUACGUCAACUCUAGCGUGGGGUGUCAACUUACCAGCUCACGCUGUUAUUAUAAGAGGUACAGAAAUCUACGACCAAAGCCACGGUACAUUCGUGGAUCUAAGUAUACUGGAUGUGCUUCAAAUAUUUGGUCGAGCGGGAAGGCCGCAGUUCGAUACUUCUGGAACGGGCAUAAUUAUAACUACACAUGAUAAAUUAACGCAUUAUUUGAAGUCCAUGACCAAUCAAUUCCCUAUUGAGAGUAACUUCAUCAAUCUGCUGGCUGAUAAUUUGAAUGCUGAGGUUGCGCUGGGUACCGUAACAAAUAUAGAAGAAGCUGUCGAGUGGCUCAGUUACACGUAUCUCUUCGUGAGAAUGAGAAUUAAUCCUCAGGUAUACGGUCUAUCAUAUACGGACGUACAAGAGGAUCCGAUGUUAGAGACUAGACGUCGCGAGCUGAUCACUGCCGCCGCCAUGCAACUAGACAAUACACAUAUGAUCAGGUUCAACGAACGGACUGGGCAGCUUAAUAUUACUGAUUUGGGUCGCACAGCGAGUCACUACUACAUAACGUGUGAGACCAUGGAGGUGUUCAACUCUAUGGUCCGCAAGUCUAUGACACAGGGGUAUGUGCUGGAAAUGCUCACCAGGUGCUCUGACUUCCAGCAGCUUAAAGUGAGAAAAGAAGAGCUAACAGAGCUAUGGAACCUCAAAGACCAGUACUGUGAGCUCCGCAUCGAGGAUGCGCCAGAAGAUAUACAUUGGAAGAUUAAUAUACUGCUGCAGACUUACCUGUCCAGGGGACGCGUCAAUGGAUCGUCGCUGCAGUCCGAUUUGAAUUAUAUUAGCCAGAACGCCGUCCGUAUAGUCAGAGCUCUCUUCGAGAUAACCCUACGCAAGAACAAUGCGUACAUGGCAGGGUUAUACCUAAAAAUGGCGAAAAUGUUAGAACUACAACAGUGGGACUUCUAUAGUGACAUGCGACAGUUUAACUGUUUCACUAUCGAGACGUUGAAGCAUAUCGAGUAUCCGAUGUUGAAACCCGACCAGAUCAGAGAUAUGGACUGGAAGGAAGUCGGCGAUUUGAUCCGCAACCCGAAGAACGCUCGUCAUCUAAAGAAGUGUGCUGACGAGUUCCCGCUACUGGAGAUGGAAGCCAGCCUGCACCCCAUCACGCGGACUGUGCUGAGGAUACGACUGUCCAUUACACCUAACUUCAAAUGGAACGACCGAUAUCACGGCAAGGCUCCCGAAGCAUUCUGGAUCUGGGUGGAAGACCCGGAGACUGACAUUAUGUACUACCACGAAUACUUCCUUAUUACUAAGAAACAGGUCGUAACAAAAGAACCGCAAGAGUUGAUAAUCACGAUACCAAUCAGUGAGCCCCUCCCCCCUCAAUACUACAUCCGAGCAACGUCAGAGAGAUGGAUUGGUUCAGAAAGUGUAUUGCCGCUCACGUUCCAACACUUAAUUCUGCCCGAGACUCAUCCACCUCACACAGAUCUCCUAGAACUGCAACCACUACCAGUGACAGCUCUAAACAACCCCAACUUCGAGAUGUUAUACAACUUCAGCCACUUCAACCCCAUACAGACGCAGAUAUUCCACUGUUUGUACCACACAGACCAUAAUGUACUGCUCGGCGCUCCCACCGGGUCUGGCAAGACCAUCGUCGCUGAAGUUGCCAUGUUCAGAGUUUUUAAUCAGUAUCCUAAUUGUAAGGUCGUUUACAUCGCACCACUGAAAGCUCUUGUAAAAGAAAGAAUAAAGGAUUGGAAAGUGCGUCUACAGGAAAGACUUGGAAAACAAGUUGUUGAGUUGACAGGUGACGUAUCACCUGACAUCCGAGCGAUCCGUAACUCGCAUGUGAUAGUGACAACUCCUGAAAAAUGGGACGGCAUCAGUCGAUCCUGGCAGACCAGGAACUAUGUCAAAGAUGUCGCACUGAUAGUCAUUGAUGAAAUACAUCUGCUGGGAGAGGAUAGAGGACCUGUGCUAGAAGUUAUCGUGUCCAGGACAAACUUCAUAGAAUCCCACACAUCUCGAAAAUUGCGUAUCAUUGGUCUCUCCACUGCUCUAGCCAACGCCAAGGAUCUAGCGAACUGGUUGAAUAUCGGAGAAAUGGGACUGUACAACUUCAGGCCUUCGGUGCGACCUGUGCCUUUGGAGGUGCAUAUAUCAGGCCACCCCGGCCGCCACUACUGCCCCCGCAUGAUGACAAUGAACAAGCCAACGUUCCAAGCUAUACGCACUCACUCGCCGUGCGCGCCUACACUAGUGUUCGUGUCCAGUAGGCGGCAGACUAGGCUAACCGCUUUAGAUCUAAUAGCUUACUUGGCUGCUGAAGACAAUCCCAAACAAUGGCUGCACAUGCAAGAAUCAGAGAUGGAACAAAUUCUUGCCAACAUUCGGGAAUCGAACUUAAAACUGACGCUAGCGUUUGGUAUUGGUAUCCAUCAUGCUGGUUUGCACGAAAGAGAUAGAACUACUGUUGAAGAGUUAUUUAUUAAUCAGAAAAUACAGGUUCUUAUCUGCACAGCCACUCUAGCAUGGGGCGUGAACUUCCCAGCCCACUUGGUGGUCAUCAAGGGCACAGAGUACUACGAUGGCAAACAGAAGAGAUACGUGGACAUGCCCAUAACGGAUGUCUUGCAGAUGAUGGGCAGAGCUGGACGUCCACAGUAUGACAACGAAGGUGUAGCAGUAGUGUUGGUACACGAUCAGAAGAAGAACUUCUACAAGAAGUUCCUUUACGAACCGUUCCCAGUGGAGUCUAGUCUGCUGGAAGUGCUGCCCGACCAUCUUAAUGCUGAAAUUGUAGCUGGUACGGUCCAAACAAAACAAGACAUCCUAGACUACAUGACUUGGACGUAUUUCUUCCGUCGCCUGCUAAAGAACCCGUCCUACUACAACCUGGAGAGCGUGGAGCCUCAGGACGUCAACUACUACCUGUCUAACUUGGUACAGAGCUCGUUGGAUGCACUGGCUAAUGCUAACUGCUUGGAGAUUGAGGAGGACCUCCGCACAGUCCACUACACGUGGAUGGGUCGUAUCGCAUCGUACUACUACCUGUCGUACAAGACGAUGGCGCACUUUACCCGCACACUUCACAACAACAUGAACGUCGACGACUUGCUGCGGGUACUGGCCGACAGCGAGGAGUACGCCACUCUACCCGUCAGGCAUAAUGAGGACCUACUUAAUGGCGAGCUCUCCCAGCAAUGCCGGCUUCCAGUAGACGCUCUAAGCCUCGACUCAUCCAACGUAAAAGCCUUCCUGCUACUACAAGCACACAUGACUAGACUACAGCUACCUAACACUGACUACUUGACAGACACCAAGUCUGUACUGGAUCAAACUAUUAGAAUAUUACAGGCAAUGAUAGAUACAUCAGCGGAAAACGGCUGGCUAUCAGUCUGUCUAUCCUGUCAGAUGCUAAUGCAAAGCAUAGUUCAAGCAAGAUGGCCGACAGAAUCCCCCCUACUGACCCUCCCACACAUAGACUCCCAACAUUUGUACAUAUUCUCAAAAAUGGCUAAAGAUACUCACAAACCUUGCAAUAUGCUCAAUGGAUUGAAAGUGGUUUGUAUGAGAAACUAUGAGCUGUUAGCCAAGUAUAUGAGGAGGGAGUUCGAAGAGAAUCAGAUUGAACAGAUACAUAGGGCCAUAUGUGAUAUGCCGACGUUGGACGUAAAGCUAUCUGUCCGUGGUCUUUGGUUCGACAGUGAAGGUGAACAGGACAAACGCAUACGGCAACCGCCGGCUAGAGACGAAUGGUUGACGCUACAUGCUGACCAGGAAUACACCCUCCUAAUAGAGCUACACCGUCGUGGCGGUAAUCCAAACAACGUACUAUGUCCUCGCUUCCCCCGCGGUAAGAACGAGGGCUGGAUACUCACCCUCGGUACUGUUGAUGAUGGCGAGCUACACGCCUUGAAACGAGUGCCGCCUAGAGGAACUGCACAGGUUACCUUCUAUACGCCUUCGAGGAAAGGUCGUAUAAUCUACACUCUAUACGUGUUAAGUGACAGUUACAUGGGCCUCGACCAACAAUACGACUUACAAAUAGAACUCAUAGAUCCACUGCCUUCUGAGAACAUCGAGAGGGUCUACAACAUAGAUAAGACUAUUAUUGAAUAA